AUGCACGGCGCACAACUGAGCUUUUCAUUGGCUCACAGGGGACAGGCACACUACGCGAUGGCCGCCACUGAGCGAUGUAUCGAAGGAAUGACCAGCCCCACGGCCUCUGAAGGUGAAGGAAUGACCAGCCCCACGUCCUCUGAAGGUGAAGGAAUGACCAGCUCCGCGACCUCUGAAGGUGAAGGAAAGAGCAGCCUCACGGCUUCUGAAGAUGAAGGAAAGACCAGCCCCACGGCCUCUCAAUGUGAAGGUAUGACCAGCCUCACGGCCUCUGAAGGUGAAGGAAAGACCAUCCCCACGGCCUCUCAAUGUGAAGGCAUGGCCAGCCUCAUGGGCUCUGAAAGUGAAGGAAAGAGCAGCCUCAUGGAUUCUGAAGGUGAAGGAAUGAGCAGCCCCACGGCCACUGAAGGUGAAGGAAUGACCAGCCCCACGGCCACUGAAGGUGAAGGAAUGACCAGCCCCACGGCCACUGAAGGUGAAGGAAUGACCAGCUCCACGGCCGUCGCAGAUGUACGUGACACCGCCUCAUCACGAUCGAUGGCUACGGUUGAAUAUUGUGAUGUGCCUCACAUCAGCGGAUUCUUAUCUGUUGUCACGGUAGUUGUCAGUGACAUCCGGUGA
Molecule: messenger RNA, 621 nt
Organism: Sphaeroforma arctica JP610
Lineage: Eukaryota; Ichthyosporea; Ichthyophonida
Exons: 2
Coding region: 1-621 (206 amino acids)
Source: RefSeq, a predicted model, not a curated record